Eruca vesicaria subsp. sativa (arugula) is the source of this 306-nucleotide messenger RNA. NCBI's taxonomy places the organism in Eukaryota, Viridiplantae, Streptophyta, Magnoliopsida, Brassicales, Brassicaceae. The record is from the annotation of a GenBank genome assembly.
AUGACUCAUGUACUGAGACCGAUUGGACCACGUCCUACUUAUAGUCAGAUGUUUGGUACUGAUGGUGUCGGGACAUCUUCUUCCGGACCGUCAUCCUCUGAGCCUAUACCUGAUUAUCAGGCAUAUUAUCCCGCCAAUGAGAUACCAUAUCAUGAGAUGCCUCCACCUCCCGCAGCUCCACCUGCUCCCGCUCCCGCUCCCGCUCCCGCUCCCGCUCCCGCUCCCGCUCCCGCUCCCGCUCCCGCUCCACUAGGCGAUCUGCUGGACAUUAUGGCGACCGGAACCCGGCUAUGCAGAGAGCGUUGA